AUGAAGCUCUCAAUCCUUGCCGCCGCGCUCCCCCUCAUGGCCGCCAAUGUCUUAGCAGGUCCAAUAGGCUAUGCAAUUUGCCAGGCUGGAUGUGCAAGUGUAGUAAUGGCCUGCUACGCAGCCGGAGGCGCUACAUGGGGUGCUACCCUGGGCGCAUCAGCCCCUCCUACGAUUGUAGCGUGCAAUACGGCAUACGGAACAUGCCAAGCUGCCUGUGCUGCUGUACUUCUCGGGCCGACUCCUUGA
Molecule: messenger RNA, 246 nt
Organism: Penicillium angulare
Lineage: Eukaryota; Fungi; Ascomycota; Eurotiomycetes; Eurotiales; Aspergillaceae
Exons: 1
Coding region: 1-246 (81 amino acids)
Source: RefSeq, a predicted model, not a curated record